Molecule: messenger RNA, 2250 nt
Organism: Punica granatum (pomegranate)
Lineage: Eukaryota; Viridiplantae; Streptophyta; Magnoliopsida; Myrtales; Lythraceae
Source: RefSeq, a predicted model, not a curated record
UAAUCAUUGAGCUGUGCACCAACACGAAACUUAGGCAUCUGUCUGUCCCCGCUUGGCCCUCCUCUGCUUUUCUGACAAACCGGAGAAAAGGCAGAAACUUGGGAGGAAGAAAAGAAAAGCCUGUACCCUUUUGCACCCAUUUCAAACGAUUCACUUCUCUCUGCCCAAAAUUUCCACAAAAGCUCAAAUCAAGAAUUGGAUCCCCUCCCAAUGAUUGAUCGAAGCUGUAGCUUUCCGCCACACACGAAGCUUCAUUAGUUCUGCUCGACGGGAAUUUGGGGGAUUUUCUUGGUGGGGAAGGGAUGCUCUGUUUCUCCGGUUGACUGUGUUUGCUUUGUGCAUUUAUUGAGGUUCCAUCUUGCUGGUUUUUUAUUGGGUCAACUCUUGUGAAGGCAAACGAGAGGAGUAACUAAGAAGGGAGGAGGUCCAAGUUGCUGCUUUGGUUCCAAUCGGACUGAGGAGGAACUGUUGGAAUUAUCGUGAAUCGGAUUGAGGAAGAGGUUUUAGGUUGAUGGGGGCGAAGCUUACGAGGGAGGAUAGCUGGGGGGACAGGGAGAGCUCUUCGUAUCGGUCGAGCUCUUCGGCGUGGGAUAACAAUUAUGGGUAUCCACAGCAUUCGUACAACCAAGAGAAUGUGAAUGAUCCGCGGAUACCGUCUUAUGCACCGCCGCCGCCUUCAAUACCAUCCUAUGCACCACCACCUUCAGUGCCAUCUUAUGCACCGCCGCCUCAGGCACCCCAGCGGUCAUAUCAACCUCCUCCUCAAGAGUUUGGUGGUGUUCGUGGCCGUGAUAACAAGAAGAAGCUCGAUAGGAGGUAUUCAAGAAUUGCAGAUAACUACAAUUCAUUGGAAGAGGUAACUGAGGCACUUGCACGUUCUGGUCUCGAGUCUUCCAAUCUUAUUGUUGGUAUUGAUUUCACAAAGAGUAAUGAGUGGACAGGUGCAAAGUCGUUUAAUAGACGAAGUCUGCAUCACAUUGGAAAUGGUCUUAAUCCAUACGAGCAAGCAAUAUCUAUUAUUGGGAAAACCUUGGCUGAUUUCGAUGAAGACAACUUCAUUCCUUGCUAUGGCUUCGGAGAUGCCUCAACACAUGAUCAAGAUGUCUUCAGCUUUUACCCUGACGAGAGAUUUUGCAAUGGAUUUGAGGAUGUUCUGCACCGGUACAAGGAGAUUGUUCCUCAUCUAAGGCUUGCAGGACCAACAUCUUUUGCGCCAAUCAUCGAAAUGGCCACGACCAUCGUGGCUCAAAGUGGCGGGCAGUACCAUGUCUUGCUCAUAAUUGCAGAUGGGCAGGUAACUAGAAGCGUAGAUACUGAAAGAGGCCAACUGAGCCCACAGGAGCGGAAGACAGUUGAAGCAAUCGUGGAAGCCAGCAAGUUCCCUCUCUCGAUUAUAUUGGUUGGGGUUGGAGAUGGGCCUUGGGACAUGAUGGAGGAAUUCGAUGACAAUAUUCCUGCACGAGAAUUUGAUAACUUCCAGUUUGUGAACUUCACACAAAUUAUGUCAAAGAAUGCGUCGCCCACCCGGAAGGAGACAGAAUUUGCUCUCUCAGCCUUGAUGGAAAUUCCUUCCCAAUACAGGGCAACAAUGGAGCUUAAUUUGUUGGGCAAUGUGAAAGGCAACCCUCCUCAUAGAGUUCCCCUUCCACCACCCGUCCAAAGUUUUCCUACUGCAAGCAGCACCAAGGUUUCCUAUCCUACAAGCUUUGAGCCUUCUGUUCCAACUUAUCAAGUAGAAAGCACCUCAGUCAGCUCAGCUCCUCCUGCUCCAACUUAUGAUAAUCAGAUUUGCCCCAUCUGCCUGACCAAUGUGAAGGACAUGGCUUUUGGCUGUGGGCAUCAGACGUGCUGUGACUGCGGGGAGACCCUCAAUUCUUGUCCAAUCUGUCGGAGCCCUAUCCAAACAAGAAUAAAGCUCUACUAGGCAGCAACUGCACUUCUUGACUCAUAUUAAAGAGGUGCCCCUCUAGUGUUCAUCUUUGCUCGAGCAGACUUCGGUAGUUCCCGGGGAAGUGUCUGCAGAAUUUGUUGAUUAUUUUGGGGCUUUGCCCUCUGUAUAUCAAGCUAACCUUCCGUUGCAUUAUUGCCAUGAGAAAAUGUUGGGUUUGCUAACAGUAAAAGUUAGAUGAUGAUUGUUUUAUGUGGGAUAAUAUGUAUGAAUGAGAUGAGAUGAAGACAAUGGAUAAGGUUGUUUGUCAAUUCACCAGAACUAACAAAUGAGAUGAUAUGUUCGGUCGAUUCAAUUGGGCA